AUGUUAACGGUGAAUGAUGGGGGCGCGGCAUUUGCGCAUGUUGCCGCGAGGAGGAGCGCGACUAGGAAUCGCACUAAGUUGACAUUCAAAGUUUUCCAAUGGUCCCGGGUGCGAAAAGGAGCUGAACAGCGACGAAGUAUCUCCAUAGAAGGUGUAAAUAGGCUGCAGGAAUGCACCCCUGCCGACUUGACGCUCAUUUUCACAACCCUUGAUCUCUGGGAUUCGCCAAAGGCCCAUGAUCUGGCAGCUCUGUUCAAGCAUUUCGAUCUUCCAGAUGCUUUUGUCGCCGAAAGGCUGAACUCGGUCACCCAUUCGUUUGGCCACUUCGAGAUAGGACAGGGCGUCGAAUGCGACCUGUGUAAGAAUGUCGAAAUAGAAACCGGUUUGAUCGGGCGCACAAAGGCGCGCAAGAUCGAGACAAAACAUACGCUUGCGAAGGGAAGAGCCUUGCGACAAGCCGACUAUAGCUGGCAUCGGUCUGCCUACCUUUGCAAGCGCGAACCAAAGGAUAUGCCUGGAACCGAAGGUGAAGGAGAGGGUGCUGCUGCGCAGGACAGGAAACUGACGUUUCUAUGUUUUGGUGCACCGGACUUGCUUGAACAACGGUUCGAGCUACUGGACCGAGGCGAGAAAUGGAAGCAAGCUGUACAGGAGCCUUCUAUAUUGUUCCAGAUCGUCUUCGAUGAGUUGUACCAACAACUCGACGCAAUGGCAUGGAGGCUAUCCGGAGUCUUUGGCGACCUGGAACACAUUAUCUUGAGCCGAGCGGAGAAUCCGGGUACGGCCGCAGAAGAAGUCGACUUCUUGGAGAUGCAUACGGUCGCGAAGAGUGUUACAUAUCUGAAUGAGGGCGCCGAGGCCGUCGUCUCAAUCCUGGAGAGUAUGUUAGCUGGCUAUAUGAUAAGAGAGUUGCAGCCCCAGUCUUGCCUGAGGUUCGUGACGGUUCAAGGCCUGCGAUAUAGGAAAGGAUUAUUCCAAAGCACGCAAUUGCGCUUGAGGAGUUUGGAGAAGCGAAUGUCGAACAUCGUGAACCUGUCGUUUAAUCUGAUCGCUCAGCAUGACAACCGAAUCAUCCAGCGCGACAGCACCAGCAUGAAGACCAUCGCCGUCGUAACUCUCUUGUUCCUACCAACCACGACUAUCGCAACGAUCUUCGGGACUCAGUUCUUUGACUUCGGAGAUACGGUCGACGGAAGAGCGCGAUUCCGUGUCAGCCAUUGGAUAUGGCUCUUCGGGUUCCUGAGCGUGGUCACAACGAUGGUGGUUGUCCUGGUUUGGCUAUGGAGGGACGUGGCGGCGAAGAGGAGAUUCCACUACGAAGGACUGCCUCUGAAGCCAGAGAGGUCCUGGAAAAUAGCAGGUUUCAACGUGUAG
Molecule: messenger RNA, 1374 nt
Organism: Trematosphaeria pertusa
Lineage: Eukaryota; Fungi; Ascomycota; Dothideomycetes; Pleosporales; Trematosphaeriaceae
Exons: 6
Coding region: 1-1374 (457 amino acids)
Source: RefSeq, a predicted model, not a curated record